This is a messenger RNA of Doryrhamphus excisus (bluestripe pipefish), 3936 nucleotides long. RefSeq names its product DENN domain-containing protein 2A. Gene Ontology annotation, cellular component: actin cytoskeleton. Gene Ontology annotation, biological process: retrograde transport, endosome to Golgi. Lineage: Eukaryota; Metazoa; Chordata; Actinopteri; Syngnathiformes; Syngnathidae. The record is from RefSeq and is a predicted model, not a curated record.
GGAGGGCAAACAGAAAGAGAUAGAGAUAGGGGAGGCAUCAUUGAGGAAUAGUAGUCCGAGUGUGUGAAUGCUUCAGAGGGGAAGAAGGAUGCAAGAAAUCUCAGCUGUAACCAUGUGGAAGGCGGGAUUUCCUUAACUUUUCUGCCUGGUCUUCAAGCCUGUGAAAGUGUUGUGGGAGGGACUGGCUGCAUUUGGAAGUGGGGGCAAUUCCCGCUGAGAGGAGCCGGGGACAGUGCUUGGAAGUGUGGACAACGUUAUAGAGAGCCAUGUGAGAAGAAGUGGAUGCUGCGUCAGAUUACGCAAAAUGAGGGACAACUACUACCACGGGAGCGCUUCCUCGGGGCUCGGCCAGCUCGGAAAGGAUGCCAGCUGCUAGCACAAUGACUGGUGGGAGGGCGCUGCUGCUCUGUACAAACACUGACAACUGUAUCUACCAAUCAGUCAACGGGCUCCAGUGCUGUGGCUUGAAGGUUGGGGAGGCUCCGUCUGUGGUGCCCCAGCGCCAAGAGGUGUGCGGGUUAACAGGGGGCAGAGACAAAAGGGACACUGCUGUGCCCGCCAAUCGUCCCAGGGGAAGCCCGGGUCCUUCUGACAACAUGCUGGCACACAGAAGAGCCUCCUCCACCACAAAUGACCCGAGAACUCCUAACAUGGAGAACGGACAGUGCGGGAAGUUGAAUAAAAGCCAGGCAGGAGUCAAGGCUGCAAGCAUCCGUGAUAAGAUCUCCCAAUGGGAGGGCAAAAAGGAGACGAGCCAGGCCAUUUCCACAGACACUUGUCCACUUAGCACAACACAAAAGGAAAUUGAGGCUGUGAGAAAAAAAGAAUCGAAAGCCCCGGAAGUCCAACGGACCAACAGCAAGAGGUUUGUCAGCUGGGAAAGGCAGGACUCGGGAAAGGAGAAUGUUGGAAAGCUUGGGGACCUGAGGAGUAAAUCACCAGAAGGCCCAACAAACAGAGACAAAGAACUGAUCAUGGAGAGAGGACUGAGGGCUGUGAAGGCAACAGAACAGCCUCAAGACAAGAAAUCAGUUUUAACUCAUGUUAAGAAACUGGAAAAAGCAACAAAACAAGUUCCCGAUGGACCAUCGUUGGCUUUUCCAGGGAAUUACUUCUGCCCACCUUCCAAAGAUGAGCUGGAAGAAUCAGAAAAGAGGCUCAAUGAACCCAUUUUUGGUACUUUUGGGUCAAGACGGAGGAGAGAUGGCGAUCUGGAGAACGUGUACAGUGAACCAGGGGCUCCAUCGAUUAACCCUUUGCCAAAACCCCAGAGAACAUUCCAACACCACACACCGCCUUCUACCCCAGUGUCAGGACCAGGAUCUUGUAAGGGGAAGAGGACUCUGCCUCCUUUGCCCUCCAUUCCGCCUCCACCUCUCCCCACCUGCCCACCCCCUGGAGUUUGUAGGAGAGUGUGGACAGACAAAUCCCAUGACAGCAAUAACAGGAAGUCCUACGAGUUUGAGGAUCUCCUCCAGUCGUCUGCAGAAGGCUGCAGGGUAGACUGGUACGCUCAGUCCCGCCUGAGCCUCACGCGCACUUUAUCGGAAGAGAACGUCUACGAGGACAUAAUAGACCCUCCAUGCAAGGAGAAUCCCUACGAAGACAUAGAGCUGGAAAGAAGUUGCCUUAGUAGCAAAUGUGUCUCACCCGCCUCCUCUUCACCCAUUCCUGACACUCCAACUAAGCUGUCCUCCAAGCCAGGCUUCUUCAGACAAAACUCAGAGCGACGCAGCUUCAAAGUCCUAGAACUACGGAAAACCAACAAGGAUGCUGGCAUGUCCUCACCGUCUCGCAUCAGUCCCCCUUCCACACCCAGCAGCCCCGACGACACACCGUGCCUCUCUGGGGACCCGUACAACCGGCGGCGGAGGAAAAUCCCCAAGAUGGUGAUGAAAAUCAAUGGCAUCUUUGAGGCUCGUCGUGGUAAAAAGCGCAUGAAGAAGGUGUCGCAGUCCACUGAAUCCAGCUCGGGAAGAGUGACAGAUGAGAACAGUGAGUCAGAAAGUGACACAGAAGAGAAAUUAAAAGCCCAUAGCCAGAGGCUGGUGUCGGUCCAGUCCAUGCUGAGGCAGACGGGGCGGUACCGUACCUUGGAGAGGGAUCUGAUAGAGUUGCAGGAGAGAAAACUCUUUGAGUAUUUUAUCGUAGUGGCCCUUCACAAGACCAAAGCUGGGGUUCCAUACCUGCCUGAAGUCACACAGCAGUUCCCUCUUAAGCUCGAAAGGAACUUCAAGUUCAUGCGGGAGACAGAGGACCAGCUGAAGGUCAUCCCUCAGUUUUGCUUCCCCGACGCCAAAGACUGGGCGCCUGUCGACAACUUCCCGAGUGAGACAUUUUCAUUUGUUCUGACUGGUGAGGACGGAAGUCGGCGAUUUGGCUACUGCAGACGAUUACUGCCCAGCGGUAAAGGACGGAGGCUCCCGGAGGUUUACUGCAUCGUCAGUCGCUUGGGCUGCUUUGACCUCUUCUCCAAGAUCCUGGACGAGGUGGAAAAGAGACGCGCUAUCUCCCCUGCUCUGGUGCAGCCCUUCAUGAGAGGCAUCAUGGAAGCUCCUUUUCCCGCUCCGGGGAGGACCAUCACUGUCAAAAACUUCCUACCCGGCUCAGGAACGGAGGUGAUCGAGCUGUGCCGGCCGUCCGAUUCUCGCCUGGAACAUGUGGACUUUGAGUGUCUCUUCUCCUCGCUGAGUCUCCGCCUCCUCCUCCGAGUGUUUGCCUCCCUGCUUCUGGAGCGCAGGGUCAUCUUCACCGCCGACAAACUCAGCACCUUGUCACAAUGUUGUCACGCCGUGGUGGCGCUCCUCUACCCGUUCACCUGGCAGCACACGUACAUUCCCGUGCUCCCGCCCUCCAUGCUGGACAUCGUCUGCACCCCGACCCCCUUCAUCGUGGGACUCCUCUCCAGCUCACUGCCUCGCCUGAAAGAGCUGCCGAUAGAAGAAGUCCUGGUGGUCGACCUCGGCAACAGCCGCUUCCUCCGGCAGCUGGACGACGAGGACUCCAUUCUCCCUCACAAGCUGCAGGCAGCUGUGGAACAUGUGCUGGAGAAGAGGAGGGAGCUGGCUGGUGAGAAAGGAGACCUGCCCAAUGACUCCAGCUCCCUCAGCGCCGUGGUGUCGGAGGCUUUUGUGCGCUUCUUUGUGGAAAUGGUCGGCCAUUAUUCGCUCUUCAUGGGCGGAGCUGAGCGGGAGGAGGAGUCGUCGUCCCUCUCUUCUCCCACCUCGCCCACCACGCCUUCUUCCUCCUCCCCCUCCUCCUUUCAGCGAGAGGCCUUCCGUAAGGCAGUGACCUCCAAGAGUUUGAGGAGGUUUCUGGAGGUGUUCAUGGAGACGCAAAUGUUUACGGGCUUCAUCCAGGAGCGGGAGCUGCGCAGACAAGGCCUCAGAGGUCUGUUUGAGGUGAGAGCGCAGGAAUAUCUGGACUCGCUUCCUGGCAGCGAACAGCGAGGGGUCAACAAGUUCUUGAAAGGCUUAGGAAACAAGAUGAAAUUCCUCUCGAAGAAGUGACCCUUUUCUGGAGGUACUGGAGGACCCUUCCAGUAGUUUUUUUUAGGGCAUCUUCCAGUUUCAGAGUGCGUACCUCCCGUUUGGAACGAGGUGUAAAUACUUCAGCAACUUUCUUCUCACAUUCCCGGGAAACAAAUCAUUCUUAAGCAUUCCAAGUAUUUCCUAUAGAAGUUUUGACACUUAGUACAACUUCUUCAACAGGAGGCUUUAAGUUAAUUUAUAUUAUUUUUUUUAGAUACAUAAUCUCCUUUUUCAGUGCAAAGAGAAACCUCCUGUAGUUUGUUCAUAGGCUUUAUUUAACAAACUUUGCUUGUUUGUGAGCGCACCACUGCUAAGUCGUGAAUUUGUGUGAUGAGCACCAAAAUGAAGAAGAAUGUCCUGUGUGGUAGUAGCUUUCCAUAAAGUCAAUAAAGUCAGUGGAAUCAUC